ACUUCCUGUCAUGUUCGGAGGUGAAAAGCAAAUGCCUGCUACUACAAGAACUCGAGCUUCUCGCCACCAUCCCAUCACUUUACCCUGUCCCUCCUGUAACUCUACGGUUAAGCUUCUCCCUGCCGUAGCCAACACCGACAGCAGCAGCAGACAUGUACAGACACGACGACGCCGUUCAGCCCCGCGACCGACGAGCAUGGACCGAGGACGAGGAUGAGCUCCUCCGUCAGGCUAUCGAGAAAGAGGACGGCGACGCCAACCCCCCGUCCAAGUGGCAUGCCAUCGCCAAACACAUACCCAAUCGCACGAACAAGGACUGCCGCAAGCGUUGGUGGGCUCAGAUGGCCACCCGCGUCUCAAAAGGCUCCUGGAGCGCAGAGGAGGAUGAGCGUCUCUUCCAGGCCGUGGAGGAACUCGGCACGAAGUGGGCAGCUGUCGCCAGUCGGGUCGCUACCCGGAACAGUGGCCAAUGUGCGAAGCGGUGGAAUGACGCUCUCAACCCGGCAAUUGAUCGUAGCGGAUGGACUCCCGAAGAGGACGACCGGCUUCUCAAGGCGGUCGAGCAGCAGGGCCAUUCGUGGGCGAACAUCGCCCGCACAUACCUUCCAGGCAGGACUGGCCUCGCGGCCAAGAACAGGUACAACCACCUCAUCCGCGGUUCUUCGGAUCGCUCUCCGUCCGCGCGAGGACGCCGCAUGUCCGCAGCGACGGCGAUGAGGCGGCGCAGCACCCGGGGGUCCUCCGUCUCCUCCAUCUCAACCCCGUCUUCCUCGCGCUCCACAGCCACCCCGCCCCCAUCAAGCAGCGGCGCAUCAAGCCCGGAAAGCUCCGGCAUGCCCCCGACGCCGACCGAGCUCUACACGCUGCACAACCCGCUCGAGUACCGCACAAAAUGGGGCGCGUCCCUCGCCGAGACACCUCUCUACGAGGACCCGACGGCGCUCAGCAUGGCGCACCACCACGCGGCGCACGCCCAGCAGAGCGAGAGCGACAUGAUGAACAUGCUCCUCCAGAACUCGUUCCACGACUUCCUCGACCCGAACAUGGACCCCGCGCUCAGCGUCCUGCACGCCCCGUACGGCCUCGAGGCCGCGCAGUGCACCCCGGGCGUCAUGCUCUCGGACGCGUCAGCCGGUGCCGGCGCCAGCGAUCCAUGGGGCGCGCUCAGCGCAUACCCGUACCUCGACCUCAGCUCGCUCGACGCACACGGCGCGCCGCCACAGCUCACGCCCUCGAUGUCGAGCAGCGGCGAGAGCAGCGUGAACAGCACGCCACAGCUCAGCCACCCGCACUUUGGCCUCGGCCGCGCCGGCGGGUUCGCGCAGGUGCAGGAGCCGCCGCACGUCGCGGCCAACUUUGCGCAGUACAUGCACCAGCCGCUCGAGGACCCCCGGUUGUCGGCCGCGCUCGCGAUGUGCGACCCGUACGCGACCGGCCAGCUGUCGCAUCUCAUCGGCCACAAUGGCGUGUCGCAAUGAUGCACGCGGACACGUCAAAAAGCGCAAAUCUUCCCCUUGCUGCCUGUAAAAUAGCGGCCCAUGUAGCACUAGACUUCCUAUGGACAUGCAGAGAUAACCAUGAUCCCCAUGCCCAGACGCCUUCUUGGGGCAACGACGACCACACAGCUAUCCCUCGUAAUUUUAUGACUCGUCUCUUGUUAGUUUAUGCUCUGGAAUGUAGUAUAGAACCCUGUAUAUUUGUUCAUUGAUAUCUCCCAUAGAGGUUUCGGCCG
This is a messenger RNA of Phanerochaete carnosa HHB-10118-sp, 1732 nucleotides long. RefSeq lists its product as uncharacterized. The record is from RefSeq and is a predicted model, not a curated record. Lineage: Eukaryota; Fungi; Basidiomycota; Agaricomycetes; Polyporales; Phanerochaetaceae. The coding region runs from base 153 to 1478 and encodes 441 amino acids. The transcript is spliced from 6 exons.